UAUUCCUUUGAUUAAAUCGGGGGACGAAGCUGAUGGAUUAUUUCCACAUUCUCCCUGUUGAGAUAACAUUAGACAUUUUGAAGCGUCUACCAGUUGAAACAGUUAAAGAAUGUAAAUUGGUUUCCAAAACGUGGAAAAAUCUCAUUCAUCAUCCAAAAUUCGCUGAGAUGCACUUCACUCGUCUUUGCGAUUCUUCCACAGAAAAUGUGACCGAGUUGGUUCACAAGUUGACUGAACUCGAAGCAAUUUCUGAAAAUGAAGUUGAGAAUUGGUAUAAGACUGAAGAAGCGUUUAAGAAUUUCAUGGACUUCUAUUUACAAAUUCUUCUGGAAAUAAUGCAGAUGGUAAAGUCUUUGUUACAUUUUGGUAAGGUAAUGGAGAACCAUAAUCUGCCCAUUACUGACUUGGGUGGAAGGUAUAAUUCAGAGAAAUCUAAAGAGAUUUGUUGCUCUGGUCUUGUAGAGAGUCGGAGGCUGUUUACGGAAAAUUGUAGGUUGUAUAAUGAGUUUCUAAAGUCAAAAGGAAAUGUGAGAGUGUAUGGUCGUGUACGACCGUGCCCCGACAAAAAUCAGACAACUAUACAAUCUAUUGGCGAGAAUGGGGAGCUUGUUAUUGCAGACCCUUCCAUACACACGGAUGAUGGUCAUAGGUUGUUCAAGUUUAACAAGGUUUAUGAUCAACAAGCUACUAAGGAGGAAAUAUUUUUAGAUACACAACCGGUGAUAAGAUCUGUUAUUGAUGGUUACAAUGUGUGCAUCUUCACUCUCGGUCAGUCUGGCUGGGAGAAGACUAAUAAGACUGGCCUCGGUGCAUUGUCUCCAAAGAAUUGGGGUGUCCAUUUCGAAGCCCUUAAUGUUCUUUUUCAAAUGUCCAGGAAAAGAAGAAACUCCUUUACAUACAAAAUUGAUGUUCAAAUGGUUGAAAUCUAUAAUGAACAAGUCCGUGAUUUGCUCCAGAUAGGCGUCUCUCAUAAUAACUCACAACCCAAUGGGUUAACUGUUGCUGAUGCCAGCAUGCACCCUGUUGAAUCAGUCUCGGAUGUCGUAAAAUUCAUGCAAAUUGGACUAGCAAAACAGGCAAGAGGUCUGACUGCUGUCAAUGAAAGAAGUUUUAGAUCACACAGUAUUCUUACAGUUCAUGUGAAAGGUACAGACUUGGUUACAGAGGCCACACUGCGUGGUAGUCUCCACUUAGUUGAUCUUGCUAGAAGUGGAAGUGUUGACUGCUCCCAGGUAACUAGAGGCAGACUCCGGGAAGCACAAUAUAUAAGCAAAUCAUUAUCUGCCCUUGGCGAUGUUAUGUUUUCUCUAUCCCAAAAGAACGAUCAUGUACCUUACGCAGAUAGCCAACUAACUCAAGUACUCCAGAGCUCUCUAGGUGGUCAGGCAAAGACUGUCAUGUUUGUGCAACUCAAUCCUGAUGUUGAUGCAUACUCUGAGACUCUAAGUACCUUAAACUUUGUCGAAAGGUUCUCUGGGGUUGAGGUGGGUUCUGCAGAGAAUUAAAGAAUCAGGUAUAUCUCAUUCAGAUCUGUGCCAUUAUCUUCAUUUUAUGAUUCUGGAUUUGAGAUCAUGUGCAUGUGUCUCUGCCAAGAUGAGCCUAAUUGAAUUUCUAGCUUUUUAACAAAGUCUCAAACGUAACCUUCGUCAUUAACAAUUAAACAUAGUGCUUCGUUCGUCAGUUGUCUUUUUGAUUAUACCUGGGAUGUUCAGAUUUAAUGCAAGGAUCAGUAGGUCGUCUUUAGAUUAAUUAGGUUGAUGACAGCUGCUGGAGUUCUUCAUCGCCAUGUGGGAGAAAAUAGGUUAUGUAGUGGCAGAAUGUUUGAAGAGUGGUGAGUUCCUGUUAAUAUCAGAUAAGGAUAUUGGCAGGUAAUACUCUGGUUCUAUAUGAGAUUCUGUAUGUAUUAGAGAAGGGAUUUCUGUAGUGCUCUGGAUGUUUAUGACUGAAAGAUUGAAACAGGAUUAAAAUGCUAGAAUUCCUAAGGUUCGUAAUGAUUUAGAAUGCUAUGCUAGUCUUGUGUGCAUGUAAUGAGCCUAGCCUAGGCAUACUUCAUGUGAGGCAAUAGCAUAUGGAGGACUUCGACUAAAAAACUGUAGAGGAGAAAUUUAAAUUGCUUGAAUAUGUGAGGAAAGAAUGUAGUAAAGGCAUCUUCUCUAGAACUAUCCGUUGACAGUCAAUGAUUUUUUUUUGUUGUUGUUAGAUUAGGAGUAUUUUCUCUUAAGUUAUUGGUUCUUUUUGUUUUUAUAUUUUACCUUUAAACGACAUUUCUGUUAUCUGCUUUUCAUUUUAUGGAAACGUUGUUUGGCUAACCCUACUUUUUGUCCACUCUAUCUUCGGUUGCAGUCUCAUUGUGAUCCCACACAAGCAAAUUUUACUUUCUUUUCUUUUGCCAAAGAGGAGUCUCUGUUUUAUCUAUUACUACAUCUGUGCUUUUGUUUAUGGAAAGGAAAUGAUUAGUCCAAGCAACAACGCUGAUGGAUUUAGGUUUGAUGGUAGGUGAACCUAAGCUGGAUGGCAGAUUGAUCAAUCAGCAGUUCUCAAGCUAACCCUUAGUAUUAGAUAACUUCCUCGCAUCAAUCUCCAUCAAUUUUGUCUCAGAAUACUUGAGCAUUUUCCUUUUUUUUCUUUUUGUCAAAUGCUUAGGAAAUUUAGCCGAGUUAGGAUGGGUUUUCAAGCAAUCUUUUGCAGGGUUCUUUUCCGCUGGUGAACAACUGAUGUAAUUUCACACUUAUGAUGUAUCGCCUCGUAUUAGCAACGGAACUCGUUCUUGGUUUAACUAGUGUUUACAGGCUAUGAAAAUGAUUUUUUUAUUU
Molecule: messenger RNA, 2813 nt
Organism: Papaver somniferum (opium poppy)
Lineage: Eukaryota; Viridiplantae; Streptophyta; Magnoliopsida; Ranunculales; Papaveraceae
Product: kinesin-like protein KIN-14J
Exons: 10
Coding region: 33-1505 (490 amino acids)
Biological process (GO): microtubule-based movement
Molecular function (GO): microtubule binding; microtubule motor activity; ATP binding
Source: RefSeq, a predicted model, not a curated record